Colletotrichum truncatum is the source of this 495-nucleotide messenger RNA. Its product is annotated as reverse transcriptase domain protein. The record is from RefSeq and is a predicted model, not a curated record. NCBI's taxonomy places the organism in Eukaryota, Fungi, Ascomycota, Sordariomycetes, Glomerellales, Glomerellaceae.
AUGUUCUCCUCUUCGUACAUAACAACAUCGCUUGGUAAGGCUCCAGAACUAAACUGCCGCCGAGAUUUCCCCAUCUGGUAUAUUACUCUGCACGUCGAAGCGAAAGGACGCGACAUCUGGCAAUUUGUUGACCCUGACGAUUUUACAUCGCCCUCUGGCCCGGGAGAGAUCGAGGAUGUUAUUUACAUUGACUCGUGGAUUGGCCAACAGAUUAAAAAACAGCACAAAAUUUACGAAGCGAAGCGAGCAGCGUAUGAUGAAAUACUCCAGGCGAGGGACUUUGAUUCCCUUGGCCAAGACGAUGACAACUUGCCACAGAAACCCGUGAAUCCUUUGACCCUGGCAAUAAAUACAAAUGGAAUCUUUCAGAAGUAUAUAGGAUACCUCUCUGGUGCAGCAAGACGUGACUUGAAGAGGACCAGACAAGAAGAAUCUUAUGAGGCUCUUCGGCGAUGGGUAGAGGAGACAGUCGCACAAGGCAGGAUGUAUAUGUAA